AAUGCAUUUCUCUGCUCAUGGCAGAAUCUUGGUCUGAUUGAAGAGAGCAAAGUCUCAAGAUCAUUACCUUGGAGGCGCCCUACAAAUGUUUUCCGUAUCAGGGAAGAUGUUCGCCCAAUCUUCUGGGCUAAUCGUCCUAGAAGCUACAUAUCAAGGACCAUAGGUUGGGAGCAGUACCCUCAUGGUAGAUGGAGUGAUUCUAGUAAUCCUUCAUAUGGGGCACUGACUGACUAUCAGUUUAUGCGUCCACGUGCACGUGACAAGAAGCUUCUUGAGGAAUGGGCUCUCUCAUUGAAAAGCUUAGAGGAUGUUUAUGAGAAAUUUAUGAAGUACUGCCUUGGAAAGUUGAGAAGCAGUCCGUGGUCAGAAUUAGACGGUCUUCAGGCUGAGACAAGAAUAAUAAGCGAACAGCUUGGUAAAAUUAACAUGAAAGGUUUCCUUUCAAUCAACAGCCAACCAGCGGUUAAUGGAGAAAGAUCUGAUUCUCCUUCUGUUGGUAAGUACAAAUUAAUCCAUUCAUACAAUUAACUUUUUUGACAGCAU
This is a messenger RNA of Cucurbita pepo subsp. pepo (vegetable marrow), 543 nucleotides long. NCBI's taxonomy places the organism in Eukaryota, Viridiplantae, Streptophyta, Magnoliopsida, Cucurbitales, Cucurbitaceae. The record is from RefSeq and is a predicted model, not a curated record.